UUUCACAUUCAUUCAAUUUCAGUAGUCAAAAAUGGCAUCAACCAUGAGUAAUACAUUUAUGUUUUGUGCAGCAAUAAUGCUAUCAUUAGUUCCAUCAGGGUCUGGGAAUGCCGAAGGAGACGCAUUGAUAGUUCAGAAGGACAGCUUAACGGAUCCUACGAAUGUUCUAUCAAGCUGGGAUCCGAGCCUUGUUAAUCCCUGCACUUGGUUUCAUGUCACGUGCAAUCCCCAGAAUCAAAUUACUCGAAUAGACUUGGGGAGAUCUAAUCUAGUCGGUCAUUUGGUACCCGCUCUUAGAAUGCUACAAAGCUUGGAAUCUAUGAGCAUAUUAGGGAAUAGAAUUGAUGGAAAUAUUCCUGCUGAGUUUGGCGAUUUGACGAACCUAAGAAGCUUGGAUUUGUCUGAGAACAGCAUUUCAGGGAUCAUUCCUCCUACAUUGGGAAAAUUGAAAUCGCUCUUUUUUUUACGACUCAAUAACAACCGAUUGACUGGACCCAUUCCCGCCGAAAUUGCUACUAUGACAAGCCUUAGUCUUCUGGAUUUGUCAAACAAUAAUCUUUGUGGACCUGUACCUCCAGGACUUGAACGCAUUGCAGUUAGAAACCUUGUAAAUAAUCCUCGACUUGGACGUCCAUGCUAAGUUUGGCUAUGAAGAUUGAAGAGAGACAUAGAAGAUUUUGUUCACUAAGAUAAACUUAAUAAUAAUCUUAUACACUGUAUAAUAUCAAUACAAAUUUUGUAUUUAAUUUUAAUAUAAUGUGUCGCCAAUUCUUUUUUUUUUAA
Mercurialis annua (annual mercury) is the source of this 783-nucleotide messenger RNA. RefSeq names its product leucine-rich repeat protein 1-like. The record is from RefSeq and is a predicted model, not a curated record. NCBI's taxonomy places the organism in Eukaryota, Viridiplantae, Streptophyta, Magnoliopsida, Malpighiales, Euphorbiaceae. Gene Ontology annotation, molecular function: protein binding. The coding region runs from base 32 to 640 and encodes 202 amino acids. The transcript has 6 exons.